CUCCAACUUCCGCUUCCGGUGGCGGCGCCUGUGACCCCGGUGGACCUUGGGGGGCGCGAGACGGGGUCCCCGCUUGUGGUGCAGUGGAGACCAGUCACGAUCCGGUGCCUCCUGAGCCUCGGCCUCCACAGCCGCCAUGGCGAGUCACCUGAAAUUCGUUGCCCGGACAGUGAUGGUGCAGAACAAGGAUGUGGAGGCGGCAUAUAGGUCACUGAACAAGAUUCUGACAAUAGACGGGAUCAUCGAUGAGGCCAAGCGGCGCCGGUACUAUGAGAAGCCGUGCCGUAAGAGGCAGCGCGAGACCUACGAGACGUGUCGGCGGAUUUACAGUAGCGAGAUGGCCAGGAAGAUCUCUUUCCUCCUGCAGAAGAAUCGGCCAGACCCCUGGCUGGGCUGCUAGAUCCAGGGGCAAGGCAAGGAACUAAAUAUUGGGGGGAAAUGCCACUCAGUCCCGAGUCACAGCUCACCCCAGCAGUGAGAGCAGUGAUUGAAUGGGCCAGAGAGUCCGAGCACCACUUUCCAACAGGGCAAUGGCUGUGUUCACUUCCUAUCUGUCAAUAAAGACUCUAUUUCACCCUUU
Messenger RNA from Alligator sinensis (Chinese alligator), 580 nucleotides. RefSeq names its product mitochondrial ribosomal protein S21 (gene MRPS21). The coding region runs from base 137 to 400 and encodes 87 amino acids. Gene Ontology annotation, biological process: translation. Gene Ontology annotation, cellular component: ribosome. The record is from RefSeq and is a predicted model, not a curated record. The transcript has 3 exons. NCBI's taxonomy places the organism in Eukaryota, Metazoa, Chordata, Crocodylia, Alligatoridae. Gene Ontology annotation, molecular function: structural constituent of ribosome.